Messenger RNA from Echinostoma caproni, 420 nucleotides. The record is from the annotation of a GenBank genome assembly. NCBI's taxonomy places the organism in Eukaryota, Metazoa, Platyhelminthes, Trematoda, Plagiorchiida, Echinostomatidae.
AUGCUGUCACAUCUCACGAACGGGUGGCAAGUUGACCAAGCGAUACUGUCGGAGGAGGACCGUGUGGUGAUUAUCCGUUUUGGACACGACUGGGAUCCAUCGUGCAUGGUAAUGGACGAGACAUUAUUCAAGAUCGCUGAAAAGGUGAAAAAUUUCGCCGUUAUUUAUUUGGUUGAUAUCACCAAAGUCCCAGACUUCAACAAAAUGUACGAAUUAUAUGAUCCAUGCACGGUUAUGUUCUUCUAUCGGAACAAGCACAUCAUGAUUGACUUGGGUACCGGUAACAAUAAUAAAAUCAACUGGCCAAUCGAAGAUGGACAAGAAAUGAUCGAUAUAAUUGAGACGGUUUUUCGAGGAGCUCGCAAAGGAAGAGGUCUUGUUGUCUCUCCGAAAGACUACUCCACAAAAUAUCGUUAUUGA